Symbiodinium sp. CCMP2592 is the source of this 8088-nucleotide messenger RNA. The record is from the annotation of a GenBank genome assembly. Lineage: Eukaryota; Dinophyceae; Suessiales; Symbiodiniaceae.
AUGUGUCUGGCGAGAAGCUUUGUGAAAGAACUUGUGAGAAAGGAGACGGUGGAGCGCGUAGCUCCAGCUGAGGAACAGGUGCCAGAACUCUGGUACUCACCUUACGGAGAUAAGACCCACACCUCAGGAAGAUGUCAUGGCCUCAGGAACGCAACCAGCGUACACCGAGUACUACCAUGCAAGUACUGCUGUCCCGGCGGACUCCGAUCCCGGGAACAACGCACCUUCGAGUACAAGAGAACCUUUUUGGAAGCAGCAGGAAAGUACCUUUGGCUAAAAGUCUUCAUGGUUGUGGUUCUCAUGGGCAUGUCAUGGUUCAUGGUGUUUGAAGUGAACGAGACCUACGGCUACCCGUUGGCCACGAACCGCAUGCUGAACUACAGGAACAAGAUCAACGUCACGAGCUACCUCAAGAAGACGAACGCGUACUCCGAGUUCUACAAGAACAGCGCUCUCAAUAACGACAUCCUUGAGAAGAUCAACGCAGUCGAGAUGGAAAGUGAUCUACACCAAAGAAUCGAAGUUAUCCUGGACUCUGGCGCAGACGACGCACAAGGAAAGGCAAUAAAGACGGAAGGCAGAAGGAUGCUGAACUUAACGUUCUUUGGCGACAAUGGAAGCUUUUGUCGCAUCCAGGAAGCCUUCACCGUUGCCUCGGUGAUCAACCCGCUGAUGGCCAUAGGCAAGCUGUUUCGAGAAGGUUGGGAGUUGCGAGUCAACGAAGAAGAAGGUAUGUGUCUUACAGAUGGAAACUCAAGAAUACCAGUGCAUCUCCACAAGAACAGCUUGGCAGCCUACGCCUACGUACAAACUCCUUCAAGAAGCAGAGGUUACAGCAGCAACAACUACAAGAUGGUUCGCACUGUUGUCCAACUCAACAAGCAUGUUCAGGAAGCAGUGAACAAAGAAGAACCUGGUUGGCACAACACUGACAGCAUGGUGAUCGUGAAGUAUGCUACCCAAAGCAGCUAUGAGAACCCAUCUCUCAUGUAUAGCCCUACGCACUUUCCGUACAGAAGCACUUUGGUGAAAGAAGAGAGAGGAUGGAGAGCAGUCGAAGUUUCAAGAAAGUACUCCGAGAAGGCAGACCCUUUUGAAGAGUUUGGUGAAGGAGAAAAGGAAGUGGUUACAGCCAUUUCAGCAAAGCCAAUUCCACUUUGGAUCCUUGGCACUCCUUACGCAGCUGGAGAUCGAGCAGACCAAGAAAGCCAUGGUCGUGACUACUGGAAGAUGGAUCUUGAGAAAGGAGAAGUUGUUCGUCACCACGUAGUACCAAGAACUGUUUUGUUCGACCCGACAGGUGUUUCCAAUUGUCCUGUCCUGCUUGGAGAUCUCGAGAACAGCAGAUAUACCCAAGGAGACUGUAUCUAUAGUACAGAAAUCUACGAACACAGCGACGACUGGAGAGCAGACCGCCUACCUCUACGUGAACACUUUCGGUUGCCGUGGUUUGGUCAAACAAGGUUUCGAGUUAAGCCAGAAGUUGUUGAAGACCUGAAGGCAGAAGCUGCAGCAGAGGAGCUAAAGAAGAAGAAAGAAGAGCACUGCCAACGGAAAGAGGACUCAGCAGCACCACCAGCAGCAGAAGAGAGCAAAGAUGAGGAGAUGAGAGAAGCACAAGCAGACCAAGAAGCACCACAAGAAGUUGUUGAAGUUUUGGAGGAAAGCUUCUACCACGAAGGCGUCGAGUACACAGCACAAAGAAGCAGCCUCAAAGAACUACAAGCACUUUGCAGAGAGUACGGAGUCAAGACCACAGGAAGCAAGAAGCAGCUCUUGAAGAGACUCGCCACAGCAGUCAGAGAAGAAAGGCUCAGCACACAACACAAGGAACAACGGGAACACCACCAAGCAUACCACUUAGCACCACCACAGGAACCAACGGAAGAGGAGAGAGCGUACCACAACUUGACGCACCUUCCGUAUCAGCCUUGGUGUCCCCAUUGCGUUGCUAUGAAAGCACGAGAAGACAACCACAAGAAAGGAUUGAGCAAGCCAAGCAGCUCUACGGAUUCCGCGAAGCCCGUCAUCAGUUUUGACUUUUGCUAUACAAGCACCACAGGAAGUGAAGAGCCACCUGCAGUGACUCUUGUCGCUGUGGACAGCUGGAGUAAGGCAGUCUUGGCAGUGCCCUGCAAGAGGAAAGGAGGAGCAGGAAGCACAACACACCUCGCGGAAGCACUCGUGCAGUUCACCACGCAGCUCGGGUACAAUGCCCUCGUUCUCAAAGCAGACAACGAGAACGCAGCCAAAGCACUCAAAGACAAAGUACAGAAGGAGUCUUUUGAGAAGGGAACGCAACUUGUCUCGGAUGCACUUGGGGGUAAAGCCCUGUCUACCCUCCAGAAAAGGUACGGGCAAUUAUCCAAGUACGUCACUUGGUGCAACGACACAGGAUGCAUAGGCUUCCCCCUUUCUUCGGAUCUUGUUCGGCAAUACACCGAGUUUGCAGUGAAGACCAAAGGGCAUGGAUCAGUGUCCAGCAACCUUGAGUCUUUCAACUUUGCGAUCUAUGUCCUUGGUGUUUUCAUUAAUGAGCCUCUCCGGUCUGACCCGGUCCUGACAGGACGUGCUCGUCGCGAGAGAUUGAACAAGCCUCCCAGGAAGCAGGCUCGCUCGUUUCUCGUUGCAGAAGUGCUUCACCUCGAGGGUUUCCUUGCAUCCGAAUCCAAUGCUCUUUUGGACCGGUUUGCCGCUGGUUGCAUGCUCUUUGCGAUUUUCUCCAGGGCGAGGUUAGGCGACUUGAAGUCCGUGUCAAGGUUCACGCUUGACCUUGCAGAGCCAUCUGCAGACUGCGCCGAAGGGUUUUUGGAGUGUUACUCUUAUAGCCAUAAGACUAAGUCUCUUAGCAAUGCGCUCGGCUUCAGGUUGCCUCUUGUGGCUCACGUUAAAGGACUGGGGCCUCGCAUCUGGGGGCUUGACUUCUUGGAGGUUGCACGGCAAGUGGAUCAAGACCUUCUUCAGAAGGACGAUGGUUCCGCGCUGUUGUGUGUGCCCACGUCUGUGGGCUCCUUGCUCAACCAUCCAAUCAAGAAUGAAGCCUUCGUGGUGUGGAUCAAUGGCAUCCUUAAGGAUCUCCCCUUCUUCGGAGGUCACUUCACCGGCCACACAGCAAAGUCUACCUUACUUCCUUGGUUGGCCAAAUGGGGCGGCUCUGAGGAUGACAGGGCCAUUCUUGGGCAUCACAUGCCUAAGAGCAAAAGCGUAGCCACUUACAGCAGAGAUCUUCAGGCUGGGCCUUUGAGGGUGCUGUGGUCUCUUCUGUGUGACGUUCGGUCUGGAGCUUUCCUUCCUGAUUGCACACGCUCUGGCCGCUUUGUCCGUCAAGUCGAUGAUCCAGGAGUGGAGCCGGCCCUUGAUGCUCUUCCUGGUUUCUCUGAUGGGGCCCUCAGCCCUGACCUCUACCUCGGCGCCUUAGGUGAGGUCCAAGAGCCUGUGAGCAUGGGCAGCGAGGUUGGCCCUGAUGAGGAGUUGGCGUGGUACCGCAACCAAGAGCUGGAGGAUGCCGACGUCGAUGCUUUCAUCAACGCGAGCCGUGGCAGUGAGCUUGAGCCCCGGGGUCUCUCAGACCCUCCGCCCGAAACGGGGGCUUCUGACGAUCCCCAUGCGGAGGGGGCGGCAUUUGAAGAACUUGCCACGGAAUGUGGCCUUUCAAGUGCACAGCUGCUGAUCCUGAAAGGGAAAGGUGUCUCGACGAUGUCGUCAUUGGCCUAUGCUGUCACCACCCCGGGUGUGCAGCCUACGGAGCUUGCCCUUCGUCAGCUUUUGGAUACUGCCACUCCUGAAGCUGUUUCAGUUGGUGCCUUAUCAUCCAUUCGACGCUGUGUGUUUGAGUGUCAGACUUGUGUUGUGCAGCAACUUAAGCUCUCAGUCGAAGGGCAUGAGGGAGACAAGAAGUACGACCUCCCGCCUGCUGAACGCACCAGCCGCAUUGCCGCUCAAAAGACCAGGCUUGUCGGUUUUGAGUUAACCGGCGCGAUGGAGUGCGCAUACUCCUGCUACACUCUUGUGGGCUCCAUGCUUGAAGCCGACUCACCAAUUUACUUGGAGCCCCAUAGGUUCAUCACCAGGCAACAGGAGGUUUGCAGAGAAAAGCCCAAGCGUGAGAUCGUGCUCGAUGGGGGCACCAAGCUCACUGUUCGUGAUCAGCAGAGUCGUGAUCGUUGCCAGAUCACCAAUGAACUUCAGCUCUGGCAGGCUCUUACACGUCGGAGCUUAGCCUGUGACCUUAUGGGUGCCAUCAGCUUCCAGGUGCAAGAAUCUUGGCACCGCUUUCUGUUCGAUCGCAUGGCUCAGCCUCCCCCUCCGAGGUGCAGCAAAGUUUCCAUGGAGCAAUUGUUGAGGGCUGAUCGUCAGGCUUGGGUUCAGUUGGCUGAGACGGUUAAGACGCUUAAGAGGGAUAGUGCUGGCGUGUUGCCUCUUGAUGCUGCCUUCCCGGGUCUUCGCACUGACCCUGCUGUCCUGUUCAACCUCCUUCCUUUGAGGUCGCCUGAUCCUCCUCAGAAGAUCCCGAAUCCGGAUAAGGGCAAUGGUAAGGGCCUUGAUAAAGGUAUCAAGAGGGACUCUGAAGGCCAGCCUCGCAAAGAGUCCCAGCUUCCUGAUGCCCUCAAGAACAUUCCAAACCUUAAGAAGAAGACCUCGAAAGGCAAGCGACUUUGUUGGGCAUACAACAUCAAAGACAGGGGUUCGAAUGCCCUGCAGCUUCUGCUUCUUGACUCUCGCGCGAGUCCGGGGAGACCUGCACUGACGAGGUUGAUGCUUCUGCCGAGGUUAAACAUCCGGACGUUUUGCAUCUUUCCACACUUCUUCCUCUUCCCUUUGAUAACCAUCAGUCCUUCCUUCGAGUGCACCAGUGCUGCUCUCUUUGUCGACUCGCAGACAGCCCUGCAUCGCGACAGCUACAACGCGCAUGGUGGUGUGUGUGCGGCUGUGCGCAGCCUCGGCAUGCAAGGCUUUGCAAUCAAUCGUCAUCCCCGAAACACUCGGGCUCCUGUUGUUCCGUUGGAUCUUUCCACUGACAGCGGCAUUUCGCUUCUGCGAGACAUCCUUUCGAAGGAUAAUGUUGUUGCUGUGCACAUGUCACCUCCUUCCAACUUCAGUGACCUUGCAGUAAGCAUUUACACGGAGUGUUGCGCCAAUGGUCUUCUUUGCUGCCUUGACGCCCCGUGCAGCUCCAACCUUUGGAAACUUCGUGACCUCCGGGGUGCCUGUCCGCAAAUCUCCACCCACUACAGUCCUUGCUUCGUGCACGACGGGCUGUGUCAGCAUAGGCGCCUGCUUCACAACUUCCCUGCACUGUCAAGCCUUAGCUUUCCGUGUGGAGGGGGAUGCAAACCACCAAAUCCGGCGUUGCCUUUGUCUUCGUCCCCUGGUCAGCUUUGUGCCAUGGCAGCAAGGGCCUUUGCUGUUGAAUUGCAACACCAGGGUGCUCGGUUUCCAGCAGCAGAACUUCAGGAGCUUGGGCUCCCGUUGGCACGAGCCGCUCAGGUUGCCUCCGGAAAGCAACCCAAAGGCAAACGUGUUCCGCCUUUGGUCUCUGAGUACAAGUCCAUCAUCACGGAGCGAACUUAUGGUAUCGCGUGGACCCCAGAAGAGUUCGUCAAACAGGCUCGCGGAGCUCUACACCCCAGGCGUAUCGAAAAUGGUGUGCCAAAGAUUUUAAAAGAGACCAUUGUGCGAUGCGCCCAGGAGUCACCUGCCGACCUUGCCAGGGAACGCACUGCUACGUUGAGGAGGUGGAUGCUUACCUCCGAGGAGGCGGCAUCCCGUGCAGAUCCCUCCGACAUGCCCGACCACUGUGCCGCAGUUCUUGGUAAGAAAUCUAUGAAGGUCUUCAAAUCGCUCCUGACUGAGGCCGAGUACCCGGACACAACCUUGACCAAGGUUUCCGCUGCCUCGCUUACCGUUGAGGAUGUUCGUGCAGCCACUCCCCUUGCCAGGAAGGCCAUCCUUGCCUCUACCAGAGAAGGUUUCGACCGCGAGGAAUCGGACAUCCCCCCGGAUGCCAUAGCUGAAGAAGAGCGUGAUCUUGCGAUCUGGUUCGAGCGUGUUCGCAGUGAAAGCAAUCCUGCAGAUGAAGAACGCGAACAGCUCGAGAACGACGAGGCCGCGAGCGACCCUCCGAGUUCGGAGGUCAACAGAGCAGAGGAAACAGACGGUUACCUCAACAUGCCUCAUGAUGAUGAAGUCUACGAAGCAGAUGAUGAGUUUUUGUACGAGUCGGAAGAAGAAGAAGAGGAGACAGAGAGUGAACCAACGGAAGUUUCUACCAAGGUCCCUGUCGAGUUCUUCGAUGAGGAGAAAGGACCACCGAAUGUGGAUCCAGAUUUUCUUCAGAAGUUGGAUGAUGAAGCUACAGUCAAAGAAAUCAAGAGGUUAACAAAGAUGGGAGUUAUUUCUUUGGUUUCUACGGACCCUCAAGAAGCAACUGAGAACGUACCUCUGGUAGACUCAGAACAAGAACUUCACAAAUGGUUGACAACGAAGUUGGUGAAAGAUUGGAGGUUCAGAGAAGCUACAGGUUUUGAAGUUGACGAAGCCACAGCAGGAAUUACGAAACUGGUACCCAUGCUGGCUCUCGCCAACAAUUGGGCGAUCUACAGUGUCGACGUGAAGGACGCGUUUCUACAAGUCAACGCGACGCAUCCAGUCUUUGGUCAGACUUUUGUGAUGGUCUUUUGGUGGAAGAGAAGUUUGAGCGUUGCACAGCAGUUCCAGCACUUUACCGUCUUCUACGACAAGGAAAAGUGGAAGUACACGUACGAACAUCAUGAACUACGAGUACAUAGCGAUAGCAAGUACGUGAAGAAACUCGUGGAGAUCCUCAAGCUGGAGAAGAAGAAGGUGAACUACGACGUGGACUCCUUCGACGAGGCAAAGAAAGAAGUGACAGAGAAGACAGAGAAGUUGAAGAGGGUUGAGGAAAGCCUGGAGAAGGAAAAGGAGGAGUUCAGGAACCAGAAGGCAGAGUUUGAGGAAACAGUGAAAAGGUUUUUGAAGAAGCAGAAGGAGGCCUUAAGCGAGAAGGAGACAGCCCUUGAAGAAGCUGAGGAGAACGUCAAAGCAAAGGAAGCAGAGGAAAGAACCGUCGGCUACGACCAAGAGAGAGAAGAGUACGCCAAGAAGUACGUGGACGACGCAAAGAAGGACUUGGAGAGAGAGCUUUCAGUACUAAAGCAAGAAGAGAAAGUAAGGAACCAAAAGCUCGACGACCUCCAGUACGACUACAAGAGCCUCAAGGACGACUACCAGUACUUCAAAACUUACUCGCAGGAAGUGGACGCACUUCUACUUGCAGCUAAGGACAGGAUCGUGAAGUACAAGAAGAAGGUCAGAAGCCUCAAGGAAACCAUAGGUGCAGUCUUGUCAGGAAGUGAAGGUGAAGAAGAGACAGACGAAGCGUACAAGACCAAAGCAGAGGAAGAGAAAGAGAAAGCAGAGGCUAAGGCAAAAGAAGAAGAGAAGAAGAAAGGAAAGAAGCCAAAGCAGGUAGAGACAGAAGAGCCAGAAGAGAAGCCCUCAAGCAACCAAGGAGACGAGAACACCUUCGACCCGAACGACAUAGCCGAGUUCACGCAGCUUGGUUACGUGUGGGAGUUCAACAAGAAGACGCAAGAGUACCGCGCGAAGUGCGAGGACAAGAAAGGAGCCGCAAGAAUCAAGAACGCUCCGGUGAAAGGCCGCCUCCUUUGGAACAAGGUGACGGAGUGCUACAGAAGGCACAACGCUUGGUUUACAGACGGAAAGGAAUUGGAUAAAUUCCUCGAGACCAAGGAGAACGAGAAGAUCGAGGAAGAGGUGCAGCGACGCAUCCACGCGAAGGGCAAGUACGACAACCAAGGAACGAAGGGAAAAGGCCCUUCCUGGGACGACGGACAGAACGACAGUUGGUGGUACAACGAGCAGUGGAACAACGAGAACUGGAGCACCACCGACGACGGCAGCAACUGGUACGAGAACGCGAACCCACAGAACAAAGGCUACUGGCAGACGCCAGAAGAGUGGGCACAGCAGAACCAGUGGGAGCAGUGGACACCCAAAGGAAAGAGCAAAGGCAAGAAGUCCAAGAACUGGGUACAGACCCAGUGA